UGCCGGUGUUGGAUGUGCGAAGGCGGGGGCCCGCAAUGAAACCGGACGUGUUGUUAUCGUGUAUGUGUUCAGCUCCUCCUCCAAACCCCCCACCUUCCAAAGCUGAACAAACCCCCAAAAAAAGUCCGUUUGCGUAACCACCACACCAUUCAAUUAUUAUUUCAAUUCAAUAAUUUCACUCACCUUACCAUUCACAAUACCUUCCCUUCUAUUUGUUACCACAAUUUUCUGGAUUAUGUCAUUUCAUCUUUCUUUCUCUUUCAUUCAUUUAGGCGAUUGCUCUGAUUUCCUCCUCUCAAACCCAAAUCCCCUCUGUGUGUGAUCUGACAUGGUUGAAGUCUUUCAACCUGAAUCAAACCAUUGAAUCUUGAGAUGGAUUUCUGCUGGUAACUUCAUCAGCAUUCUUCGGAAGCAAUACAACUGUGCUGAUUUAGACUUCAUUCUUGGAAAAUGUUAGAAGGAAACAACCGUAAUGCUGUUUUUCCUAUUUUCGUUGAUCAGAACCCGUUCCAGUAUCAUACUACUGCAUCAAAUCAACUGCAUUUACUCGAAAAUUUACCGGUUGGAUGUAAUAUCGAUCCAGUAAAUUAUUUCAGAAAUGAGCACAACAACCCCUUGCUUCGGCCUAAUAAAAGAGGCAGGGAAUCAGAAGAGAUCUCAAGGAAGCAGAUGCGUCAGAUUUCCUUGAACAACAUCUGUCAUGAUGAAGCUAAGCUAUUACUAUCAAGCAUACCAAACCAAAACCCUGUAUCGACGGGUUUAAGGCUGUCAUGUGAUGAUGAUGAACGCAACUCCUCUGUCACUUCUGCAAGUGAGAAUUUGACGGCAACACCACCAAUCAUCUUAUCUUUUGGUGACACUAUUAGGAAUGAGCUUAAUAGGCAGGAAAAAGAAGUUGAUCAGUAUAUUAAGAUUCAGGAAGAAAAUCUGGCAAAGGGGAUGAGAGACAUAAAUCAGAGACACAUGACAUCUUUCCUGAGUGCUCUAGAGAAAUGCAUCAGUAAGAAGAUACAUGAAAAGGAUCUUGAAAUAGAGAACAUAAACCGCAAGAACAGAGAACUGGCUGAGAGAAUGAAGCAGGCGGCAGUGGAAGCCCAAAACUGGCAGCAUAGAGCAAAAUAUAACGAGUCGGUGGUUGAAGUCCUGAAAAACAACCUCCAGCAGGCAAUUUCACAAGGUGCUGACCAAGGGAAGGAAGGGUUUGGAGACAGUGAAAUCGAUGAUGAUGCUGCUUCAUACAUAAACCCCAACAACCACCUCGGCCUUCAAGGCGGGCCUGGGAAGACUAGUUUCAGGAAGGAUAAUAUGAUUUGCAGAGCAUGCAAGGCCAAGGAGGUCUGCAUCUUGUUGAUGCCUUGUAGACACUUGUGUUUGUGUAAGGAUUGUGAUGGAUUAAUCAAUAUUUGUCUUGUAUGCCAGGAGAUGAAAACUUCUAGUAUCCAGGUCUACUUGUCAUAAAUUAAAUUUCUAACUACUUUAAAAGUUGAAAAGAAAUUAUCCAGUCCACUAUCUAUAUGUUAUUAGUUUAGUCUCUGUACCUAAAAUCAUAAAAUGUAUAUGGGUGGAUGACUUGUUAAAGUUCAAAAAAUGGAGAUGGGAGUAAUUUCCUUUUGUA
Molecule: messenger RNA, 1615 nt
Organism: Cornus florida
Lineage: Eukaryota; Viridiplantae; Streptophyta; Magnoliopsida; Cornales; Cornaceae
Product: E3 ubiquitin-protein ligase BOI-like
Exons: 5
Coding region: 451-1458 (335 amino acids)
Molecular function (GO): ubiquitin-protein transferase activity
Source: RefSeq, a predicted model, not a curated record